This is a messenger RNA of Pogoniulus pusillus (Red-fronted tinkerbird), 2049 nucleotides long. It is a transcript of the gene G6PC3, whose product is annotated as glucose-6-phosphatase catalytic subunit 3. Bases 627 to 1655 code for a protein of 342 amino acids. Gene Ontology annotation, molecular function: glucose-6-phosphatase activity. Lineage: Eukaryota; Metazoa; Chordata; Aves; Piciformes; Lybiidae. Gene Ontology annotation, biological process: gluconeogenesis; glucose 6-phosphate metabolic process. The record is from RefSeq and is a predicted model, not a curated record. Gene Ontology annotation, cellular component: membrane. The transcript is spliced from 7 exons.
CCCCACAUCCAUUGCUCCAUCUCACCCUCCUUAGCUGUCCCCUGAUCUUUUAGCCCCACUCUUCACCUGCUUUCAGCUCCGCCUUGCACCCCCUCUGCUCCACCUCACACCUCCAGCUCCACUCCACAUCCCUUCAGCUCUGCCCCACACCUCUAUCUGCCUCCUGCGUCUCCUCAGCCCUGCUCAUGGUUGUGGCUGCGCCGGUCAGGUCUUGCCCCGUGCCCAUCACCCCUUUCUUCCUUAGGCGCACCCUGUGCCUCUUCAGCUCCACCUUGCUCCUCCUCAGCCCUGCCCCACACCUCUAUCUCCACCCUCUGUCUCUUGCCCCACACCCAUACCUCCAGCCUGGCUCCUUAACUCCACCCCACGCCACCUAAGCCCCGCCCCUGCCCUCCUUAGCUCCGCCCCACACUUCUAGCUCCGCCCAGCCCUCACCUCCUGCCCCGCGUUUCCCGCUCCACCCAAACUCAUCCCUGCGCCCCACAUCCCUCGCUCUGCCCGCGGGGCUCUCCGUCACCCUGCCCCAUAUUCCUCAGCCUGCCCCACGCCUUUCCCCUCACCCCUGCGCGCCGCUGGAUCAACCCCGGCUUGAUGGCCAGGCCUGGGGAGUGCUGGGGAAGGGAGCCAUGGAUGCGCUGCACACUGCCGGGAUCCGCCUGGCGGAGCUGCUGCAGUCCGGACCGCCCUGGCUGGAGAAGUUCUGGCUCCUGGUGACUUCCCAGGCCGAUCCCAAGUGCAUCUUCACCGUCUGCUUCCCCCUGGCCUAUUUCCUCAGCCGCAGGGUGGGGAUGUUGGUGCUGUGGACUGGCCUGGUGGCCGAGUGGCUCAACGUGGUCUUCAAAUGGCUGCUCUUCGGGGAGCGCCCAUUCUGGUGGCUGCACCGCUCAGGGCUCGCCAGCAGGGAGCUGCUCACCCUGCGCCAGUUCCCUGCCUCCUGUGAGACAGGCCCGGGCAGCCCCUCAGGCCACUGCAUGAUCACAGGGGCAGCCCUCUGGCCGCUUGUCUCUGAGCUGACCACGCUGGCAGCCAGGCACUCCAGGAGCCCAGUGCUGAAGCUGAUCCCUUUUGGUGCCUACAUCUUGCUGCUGGUGGCCGUGGGGCUCUCUCGGGUCUUUGUCCUGGCCCAUUUCCCCCAUCAGGUGGUCUCUGGCAUCCUGACAGGGGCAGCCCUGGGCUGGUGGCUGCAGACUCACAGCCCCACCAGCCGCCCCCCGCGCUUCUUCGUGGCCGCCGCGCUGGGGCUGCUGCUCAGCUCCCUCAGCCUGCACAGCCUGCUGCUGGCUGCCGGCGUCGACCUCGACUGGUCCAUCGCCUUGGCCAGCACCUGGUGCUCGGAGGCUGCCUGGCUCCGCCUGGACACUCGUCCCUUCGCCUCCGUCUGCCGGGACAGUGGCAGUGCCCUGGGGCUGGCCCUGGUCGCCGCCUGCCCCGUGCCGCGGGGGCAGCGGCUGGGCCCCCGGCAGCGGCUGGCCGGGGCCGUGCUGGCCUUGGCGGCCGUGCAGGGUCUGCAGCGCCUGCCCCAGCCGGGCAGCCUGGCCCUGUGGUACGGCGCCAGGUUCCUGCAGUACGCCGCGGGGCCCUGGCUGGUGGCAUCGCUGCUGCCGUGGCUCAUCCUCUCCGUCACCCCCCCGCGCGACUCCCCCCACUCCGAGUAGGGCCCCACCCGUGUGCCCCAGCAGAUCCUGGCGAGUCCUGCACCGUGCUUUGCCCACUGCCCGUGGCUCCUGGCCUGGGCACAGCCACCAACUUCGUGCCAAGAGGGCACCUACUGCACCCUGCCCUGAGCCCACAGGCCAGUUCAGCAGCCCCAGCCCCGGCAGCAGGACCCCCUAGCGUGGGGCAGGGUCUGGGCACACAGCCACGGGGUCACCCACGAGUGGCACCACCUCCCACUGCCCCUCCCCCUCGGCCCCUUCCAGCUGCCCCAGUUCUCCCAGUUCAGCUUCCUUGUUUGAAGAAGAGGUCAAGACCCCCCUGCACCCCCUGCCAGGGUACCCCUGUUUGGUGCUGGGGGGGCACAUUUCUAACCAAAUACAACCAAGUUACCAA